Molecule: messenger RNA, 8028 nt
Organism: Drosophila serrata
Lineage: Eukaryota; Metazoa; Arthropoda; Insecta; Diptera; Drosophilidae
Biological process (GO): protein targeting to membrane; peptidyl-L-cysteine S-palmitoylation
Cellular component (GO): endoplasmic reticulum; Golgi apparatus
Molecular function (GO): protein-cysteine S-palmitoyltransferase activity
Source: RefSeq, a predicted model, not a curated record
CUCUACGUAAUAAACAAUUAAAUUAACAAUUCAAUAUAAAAGCAAAAACUUGGCAUUGAAGCAUGAUAAAAAAUCGCUUGGGAAUUAUAUGAGAUCUAUCCACCGCUGGAUUCCAUCAAUAUCCGUUGAGGGCGUGGCUUAGCAUCACAUGUAAUGUACAGCUAUCAAUCAGGACCUUUCAUCAAACAUCACACUUCAUCCACAUCAUCUGCAUCUACGUCAGCAUCAUCAGCAUCAUCAUCAUCAUCGCCAUUAUCAUCGAACGAGGCAUCUCCUUCAGACGCAUCAACAAGAUGUACACAACACAAGCUGGACUAGGAGCCGGACCCAAAGGAGCCAACGGAGUCAGGCCGACGGAGGCAACGGAUCACAUCAUAACCAUUAGCACUGCCAGCCUAACCGAGUCGGGCAGCGAGGAGCCAGUGAAGGGAGCAGUGCCUUCCUCUCCUGUCACCAAACCCCUGGGAAGCGGAUUUCCCUCAGCGCCACCGACAUCGUCCAGUGAGCAGAAGCAGAAGCAGAGCAAAGCCCUCGGUCUGUGCAGGCUAUCGCAGCUGGUUAGCUAUCAGAAUAACAUCGCCGAUGUGCAGCACCGGCGGGGAAGACGCCUUCACGGACUGCAGCUGCCCCUGCAUCCCCUCCAGCUCUUCGGCUGGCUGGUGCUCCUCCUGUUCGGCGUUGCCAGCUACUGGGUGCUCAUACCGGCCUUUCAUACGCCCCUGCAGGGACCCCUUUAUGGUCUGAUUACCGGCCUUUACCUGGUCCACACCGCCUCCCAUCUCACAGCCCUGCUGACGGAUCCAGCGGACAAGGAGCUCCGGCGGGUGCAUCGCAACGAUCGCAUCGUGCCCGAAUUCGAUCGGACGAAGCACGGUCACGUGAUCGAGAACGGGCGGUGUCAUUUGUGCAACAUCCGGACCUCGUCGAGCCGCACGAAGCACUGUUCGGUGUGCAACAAGUGCGUGGGCAAGUUCGAUCACCACUGCAAGUGGCUGAAUCACUGCAUCGGCUCCCGGAACUAUGUGGCCUUCCUGAUGUGCGUGGUCAGUGCGGUGGUGGCCACUCUCGUCAUCGUGGCCGCCGUGGUGGCUCAGAUUGUCUUCUACUACAUCCAGCCGGAGUGGCUGAGCUUCUACUGGUGCCGCCUGGGCUCCGAGGUGGACACGAGCCAGCAUCAUAUUCCCUUGGAUGGCGGCGACUAUAUAAACCUCACACUAAGCCUGGGCAUGGAGCAACAGCCGACAACCGAAGAGGAGGAGCAGCGACGACGGGCAAUGGACGAUGACGAUGAGCAGCUGCUGCUGCUGCAGGCGAACACCACCAUCUCCUCCACGUUGCCCACACUCCUGGAGAACUUUACGGCGCUGAUUGAAGCUAGUACAACGCAGCCGGGGAUUUCGCUCACCAAUCACACGGUGACACCUGUAGUCGGCGGAAUCGGAGUUAACGAGACUAUUUUCCUGUUUCUACUGGGUGUCCUUGGUCUGCUUGCCGCUGUCAGUGCCGGCCUGCUGCUCCACUUGUGCUUCUUUCACAUAUACAUCUCGUUCUUGGGACUGACCACCUACGAGUAUAUCAGGAACCACCGUCAGGCGCAGGAGGCUAAGGCCAAACAGCUCCAGGAGGCAGCUCCUCCUACGGGAGUGGCCAAGAAUGGCAACGUUCACUUCUCGGCCUCCCUGCCCGAGCCACACAUUCCGUCCAAGUCGAUGCCGGGGGGCCAGCAGCUCUAUUGCUGCUCCACUGCCCCGCAUCCCAGCCAGCAGCAGAACCAUGAGGCGGCAGCGGUGGGUCAAACGACAGAGCAAUCCAUGAGGUUGCAUUGCUGUGCCGGCUCCAGGGAGUUCCACCAGAGCCGGCAGGCCAUCUACGUUUGCUCGGUGCUGGAGGAGCGGCAGGUUCCCCAGCAGAUUCAGUUGGAACAGGAUACCCUGAGCAGCUUCCACUGCUGCUCCAGCUUCGCGGCCAGCUCUCUGCAGCGACGCGUGAGCCUGGCCAAGGGCGCUCUGCUCUCUGCGGAGCCGCGUCCGCAGCGACCGGCGACAUAUCUCCAGUACACUGAGCAGUGCACCCUGUGCACCUUCCGUCUGAGAAGGGGCACGGCAUCCGGAUCCUCGGGGGCGGUGAGCAGUGCCGGCGGAAGUAGUAGCACUCGCACUCUGACCAGUCAGACGGGGGGAUCCUCGUCAUCAGCGACAGCGGCUGGGAAUAUCUCGAAGCACCAGCGCUGGCGGAGGAAAUGGAACUGCUGCGCCUCAGUGCCCGACAGUCCAGAUGUGCCCAAUGAUCUCCUCGCCGCCUUGACAUUCCGGGAGCGAGAAGAAGCGGCCGCUGCGGCCAAACUGAAUGCCCAGGAGCUGCCCCCCAUACAGUUCAUACGCACCCUGAACGGCGGAGUGGAUCAGGAACUGCCGCUGAAGCCUGCAACUAUCCCUUCGACGCCACCCAGGAGCUCCAGACUACGGCACAUGUUGCGCCUGCUAGGACGCUAUCGGAGACCUCGCUGUCGUCAUGGUGGACACCACGGCAUUGCGGCUGGUAAGGAGCACCAUCAGCAUCAUGCUGGCUCCGGCAUCAAGCAAAAUCAAAUACGUCCGCUGCAACUGCAGGCGGCGGGGCGUGGCUAUGCCACCUCGACAACGACGCCCACACCACCGGCCAGCUCGCCGAGCCGGAGUUCCCUGGAGAGCAGCGAGGUGAGCACCAGUCCAUCGAGUGGCGGACAGAAGGAAGUGAUGCUGCUGCCCACAUCCGUGAUAAGGGACGACAGUGUGACCACCUACACGCUGACCUUGCCGCCCGCCCUACCGCCACCGACGAGGAGGAAAAUGAACCAGACCAGUCAGGAGCUGGCGGAACUGGCCGAGACUCUGGGAUUCGCCAGCAACCUGCAGCAGCAAUCGUGUCAGACAAACAGCCGGACCCUGCCCAGUUUGGGGAACGUCUACCGGAGGCAGAGACGGAAACACUUCCUGAGGACCCGGUCCCCCACUCUGUCGCCCAUUCACGAAUCCGGCCUCUCGAAUCCAACCUCGCCGCAGCCUCUGAGGCAUCAUCAUCAUGCCAAUGCAACCAACUCCAAUCCGGCCAAAGCCACGUCCUCGCCAACGCUGGUUAAUCGCAGCACCUUGGGAUCCGGUAACGCGGCCCCCUCGGCCCUUCUCGUCCAGAAUCUGUGCAGUUUGGCGGGAGAUACCCUAAGAAAGACCGCCUCCAACAGCUCCCUGCAGAGCAUCAGCUCCAAUUCGAGCAGCACCUAGUAGAAAGGAAGAGGUUUCUGUUUAGUCCGUAGGCUAGUCUUAGUAUGUAUGUAGCUACCCCGUCCCGUACUCGAUUAUGUUUGGAGUUUGGAGUUGCGGAAAUCAAUUAAUCUGCAAAUAAGUAUCGAAAGUCAUAACUGAAAUCAAUUAAGCCUGUGGAGGAGCAAGAGCAGGAGCAGGAAAAGUAGGUAGAGCAGGAGCAGGAGCAAGGGAAGGUCUAUUGAGCGUGGGUGAGCUGUCAGGGCCAGGAGAGGAAAUUGCCUUUGAUGCGAUGGGGUUUCAUGGCCAAACUUAAUUACCGCUUUCGGUCGGUGGUCCGAGGGUUUCUUUGUUUGAAUUUUGUGGACUGCAUAUUUGAUUUAUUAAGAGUCUGCUGUGGAGAGGUAAUAAUAAUGGAAGUUUAUGGAAUAUCGUAAUUAAUAAUAAUAUAGCUUAUUAAUUCAAAAGGUAGUAAAAAUUUAAACCUCUUUUUUACACCUAUUUUCAAGGCAUUUAAGUUGGUCAAAAUAAUAAUUUAAAUUUGAAGUAAAAUUUAAUUUCAACAUCUUUGAAAUAAGUCCCUUAUUUACCAAUAGUAAAUCUAUUACAUACUGUAGAACAGCAUUAUUAAAUGGUUCUCAAAGUUCACUUUAAUCUCACAGUCAAUACAUUUAAAGAAUGCAGUAUGCAUUUUUCCAUCCCAUAUAUUUGAGAUUCAAUCUUGUUUUUAAUAAACCCAAAUCGAUUUGAUCCUAUGACACCGCAUUUGUUUAAAUUUACUUUUAUAAAAGUGUAGUUAUAUUAUCUUCUUUCACUGUAGUGUUUCAACUUUUACAAUCGUUGAGAACUCUACAUUGUUGAAAAUUCGGAAUGUAUGAUUCCGAGUAAACGUAAAGGACACUGCAGUGUCAUAACCCCAUAAUCGAAAGAAUCUUUUCUUGGGAUUCUCCUGUUUGCCUUCCCUAUGCAGGACUUCUUUGUUGACGUCGUUAGUCGUUAGACCUUAACUGCAUCAGAUCCCUCAACUUUUUUCGCCCCCACUAAACAUGUCUUUGCUAUCCAUUUGAAUGACUUUGCAGUUGAAUUGAUAAAAUAUGCAACAGCAUGUGCAGAAGUUUGGAGCCAGGCUACGGGAAAUUUUCCCCCCAGAGAGAAAAGGAGACGGAAAGCUCACCCCUUUUCCCAGUGCCACCGCUGGUAUUGAUUUUCAUUUUGGAAAAUGUGUGUAAGCGGAGGCGUCGUGGAAUGAUUACGUAUUGUAUCUGCAGCUGCUCGGGGAUCCGUAUAUCCUUGUAUCUCUGGCAGCAGGCAGAAGGACACACAAUGGCUGCAUGUUGCCAAAUUGUUACGCAAAUGUUUUCAUUCGAUUAAAAUUCAAAUGCAUAGCAUCCAAAGCCCCCGAUGGCAGUCGUCAUGGCUUUGUUUUAAACUUGAUUUUGACAACUGACUCGCCCUCUCUCUCUUCCCCCAUUAAAUAUGCCGAAACUGAAUAAUUAAUGCAGCGGCACAAGUCGGGGAAAACAAGACCUGUAAAUGGAAAUGCGUCAACUGCGGAAUUGAGUGGUCCCGACCCGUCCCGUCCCUGCCCUUUCAGGGCUCAUCCUGCUCAGCUGUCAGUUGGACAGCUAUCGAGGAUUGGCCGGCUAAAGAGUGCACGGUAGGUUGUAGGUACCGAGUAUCUCUUGCCAGACACGACAGCCCAGCCAUAACGACUACGCACAUGACACUCCAAUGCCGUCUUUUUAUCAUUCUCCUCCUUCCCGGCGGAGGCAUGUUAUUGAAACUGACAGCGGGGUAGAGUCCAUUUUUAACCAGAAGAGCAGGAGGAGCACUCGCAGGAUGUGGAAGUGGUGUCAGUUAGAUGGAUGGGGAAUCGAGUCGACAACGACGACGAGUGUGAUUAGUUUUUCCUUUAGUGGAGGGAAGCUAGUAAGUGAGUGAGCACUCCCGAAUCAAUUUCGGUUAGUCGCAAUCACUGGAGGAAUACCUUUGUGGCACUUCUUUGUUGUUCCAGGAGAGUAGGGGUGAAAUAUGUAUUCAUUUUACAAAAAUAAAUCCCCUUAAAGUAAUCUGGCUUUGGUUAAAUACCAUAAAAGUUAAGUCAAUCCGAAAAAGUUGUCUCCAUUAGCCUUAACCCCUGAAGUAUAUCCUUCUCUGUCUACUAAAAGAUGUAGUUAUUGAAUUAUUACUCACAACUAUAGUUUAUAAUGAAAUUAUCUUCAAGAAUAUUUGUCACCAAAGCUUUCCAUUAAGUUAGCUGAAUUUCCAAGCAAUACAUUUAAAUAAUUCGGUCAGUCAUCGGAUUGAGGCCAAAAUAAAUGGAGAGUUAAUUAUAGAGCCAAAGCCCCCAUUCUAUGACGCGGCAAGUCAAGUGGGUUAGACCUCAAAUAUGGCUGCUUUCAGGCCAUAUAAUAUAUGCAGGAAAUAUGGAAUAUAUACAGAGAAAACGGAAUCGGAGACGGUGUCAUUGAGCCCCGACUUCAGGCAGAGUGGCAUGCGGUGCAUUUGCAGUGCCUUCGCUCCGAGUUCGAGUUCGUUUUGCACUGACAGCAGACAGGAGACAGGCUACAGAAAUAACAUAAUGCCACAAACUAUAAAUGGAUAUUCAAUGCAGACUUUGCAGAACAACAAUUCUGCUUGAUUUUUUCUUUCAUUUCCUCUGGAUAUCUCUGAGGGAAAAUGUUUAAUUUGAUGGCAUUUGGCGUUAACAUUUGGAGCUGCACCUGCUGUCACUACAAGACACACGAAUACCGUUUGCCAUGCCCCAAACUUCAUUACGUUGCCGACAUGUGUGCCACAUUCUAUGUGCACUAAACAAUAUAUUUAAUUUAAAAUAACUCCUCAUAAAUAUUUUUGAAAUUUUACUUAUGUCGUUAGCUAUUAAAAGUAGGCAACAUCUUUGCUCUUCUCGCUUUAUUCCCUAACGCAAUAUAUUAAUUUUUGCAUUUAUCUCGGCUCCUGGGUCCUUGUAUCCAUCAGGAUGUCUGUCCUGGUCAGCAAGUCUCACUCUUCAGAGGCGUCUGUCCGUGCGAGUGCACCUGUAAACACCUGGAAAGAGGUGGAAUCCUUUCUGCAUUUCUGUGGGAUUUUCUGCAGAGACAUUUGAAUGGAUAUAAAAAGUUCUACAAGUUCUGUAUAUAAAUAUAUAUAUAUAUAUAUAUAAUCGACUUUAAUUGCAUGUUCGUGUCAUGUAUCUGCCUGACUCUCUCUCCGUGUGUGCUUACCGGGAAAAUGGAGGCGUAGGGAGAAACUGCCAGGCAACGCCCUCGUCAACUUUUCAGUUUGAUUCCAGGACGAACCGGUGUGUGUGGAGUUUGUUUACGGGACACAAGCAGAAAUAUUCCGAUCUGAAUCAGAAUCGAGGAGGGGCUCUGGGCUUCGCCCACUUGACUGACUUUCUCUAUGGCAACAAAUGCAACAUUCUUGUUUCCUUUCUCUGCAUUUUAUUUUUAAGUUUCUGUUGUUGUCAUGACCACUUGUUGUUAUUGUCCUGGAUAUUGUUGCCUUGCAUCAAUUUAAAACAUUUGCUUGUUGCCUUUGGAUUAUUAUAUGUCUAUGUAUAUUGAUAUAUAUCUUUGACAUGCAAGCACUUAUUUUAUUUGUUGGCUUUUUAUUUGAUGAACACACUGGGAAUAAAUUUGAUGUUUUGUGUCAUUUGCAUUAAAUUUCCAUUAAAAUAGUUAGAAAUAUUUCAAGUGUAAGACCACGCCCCUCUUCACAGCAUUUUUCGGCAAAUUCCUCAGUUCUAUAUAGUAGGAGAACUAUCCCAUGCAAAGCAAACGAAUUAUGAUUGAUUGGGGCAGGAAUUGGGUGCGAUAUCUCAUCAUCAGGUCCUGGACUGCUCUACCUGCUCUUAUGGCUCCCUCGGCUGCUCCUCCUCCUCCUGCUCCACUCCAGCACCGGACUGUUGUUAUUAGCAAUGGUAGUUAGGUUAACUCCAAGGCCCACUCCACCUGUCAUCCCCUGGCUCCACGCCUUUGUUUUCCAAACCCAGCAAUGACAUUUUCAGUUGCCUGGCUUUGCUUUUCCUUUUCCUUUUCCUUGGUUCAACGAACUCCUCCUCUGGCUGUCCUUUGUCGGAUUUCCACCGAGGCGGAAUAUUCAGACACAUACACAUGGUGGAGGUGCCUGCUGCUCGGCCCUAUUUUAAUAUGCUUUUCAAUUUAGUUAAUGACUUUCCCCCAACAUAUAGCAUAUAUGAAUGUAGACCAUAGUCCCUCCUGUAACUUAAGCUGAAAGAAAAUUAACAGUGAAAAUAAUAUAAAACAAAUAAUGCGUAUGAGACUGGAACCAGAAGAAGGAAGUUGCAAGGGAAAUAAUGUAAAAGAUUGAAUUUGAAAGCCAGAGAGAUAAUAAUAAUUAUAAUAAUUGUGCACAGAUUAUAAAGCAAAUAUAUAUACAUACCUAUAUAUAUAUUUUGAUAAAACAUGCAGCUGUUAGGACAGUCCAUUGAAAACGAAACGAAAAGGAAAGCAAAGAGAUAAUUAUUUAUGGAGGAAAACAAGAACUAUGUAUUAAACGCAAAUAAGUAUGCUAUAGAAACGAGUUGAAACAUUAAUGGUUAACAAAAAUUGAACUAGAGGAUUUCCGGGCCAUGCUUUGUAUAAUAUUAACAAUAAUAACAAUAAUAAAAUAAAAAAUGGUAUAAAUCCCAACCAUAAAAUAAUAAAGUUACUUGUAUUUCCGUUUGGUAUUUUUGCUAAUAUUUUGUGUACGCCGCCGCCCCUUUAGAACCUAAGUGAAUUGUAAAUGGCUCUUGAAAAAAACAAAAAACAGAAAACUGAAAAUG